AGCAAUUGAUUUCUCCUCUGUGUGAGACGGCGGAAUUCUGUAACAGAAAGAAAGAAAAGCACGCAAUACACCCUACGGCGUCUACCACGCGAACUUUACCUAUGCUGCGCACUUCACCACGACGGACUCUGCGCCUGCGCGGGACGCUGUCGCUGACUCCGUGUUCCACGGCCUUUCGCAACGUCAGUUCUCUUCUUCGCAGUCCACCCUCUGCAGCAGGAGCAACACCGUUCUCAUGCAGCAUCCAGCUGAGCCGCAACAACUUAUCGUCGUCAUCCGUGACCACACUUUCGAGUUGCGGUCCGUGCAUCGAUGGAACAUCACGCCGCUGGCAAUCUUCGUAUAGCGCAGCACCAACCGCCGCCCCCGCCGCCUCCCCUUCCGCUGGUUUCAACGGCAGCAAGGGAGACAGUUGUGGAAAAGUUGCGGUAACGGGUGUCCAGCAGGGCAGCAUCGCCGUCACCUACAGCCCCGGCUCGGGCGCCACCGGUGACGGACUAGCGCUCCCCACCACCGUCCUUACGGGUCACUGCGACGUCAUCUCAGAGACGCUGUCGAAGGCAGAUGAACUAAUCCAGCAGAAGAAGGCGCAGGAGGCCCUGGGGACAGGAGCGGACAUCCUCACCGCGGAGGGCAUCGACGAGAUGGUGGACGAGUUGAAGGAGAUCACGUCGAGCGAGGUGGAGGUCUUGGUGGGGCAGAUGCGCUCCCCUGCGGUAGUGCAGCAAGCUGGCAUGCAUGAGCUGCGCCGCUCCUUGUACUACGCCACCUCGCUUAAAUCGCGCGACUGGAUUGAGGAGGCGCAGUAUACCGCCUUGAUGCGGGUGCUGACGGUGGAGUUUCUGCGCCGCGACAACGAGGGUGUGCUGGCACCGGACGAUGUGCUGUACGUCACGACCCACAUGAUCGCCGCCAACUUUUACAACCGUCAUUUGUGGAACCGGAUGGAGCGGGCGCUGAUGAUGGGGCGCCAGUAUGAAACGAUCGAUAUGGCCAUGAUUAAGGCGCUCUCGACGAAGCUCUUCAAAACGCGCCGUGGCUGCCCCCGCGAGACCCUCGACGUGCGCCGCAAGAUUCUCAGUGCGAUGGUUCGACGGGUCUCGACGCUGGCGAACGACUUUGACCUCCCGUCGCUGCUGGGUAUUCUGCAGUGCUACACCACGCACGACAUGGCUCCGCAUUCAUUGCAGGGGCUGGCGGUGCGCGCCACGAACCACGUAGGGGAGUUCACGCCACAGGAGUGUGCGACGCUGACGCACGUCCUGCGCAAGUUCCACCUGCUGCGCCUAGAAGUCUGCGAGCGUCUGGUCGAGCGCAUUUGCACUGCAGACGAGCUCAAUCAGCACAUGGUGCAAUCCGCCUUGCAGGCAAUUCGCACGUGCUAUAACCAGGUUAGCGACGCCGGCCGCAACGCGCUACACGCAGAGCCGACGCGGCAGAAGCUGCGUGCCAUGGGCGAGCAAGUCGGAUGUCGCCUACAGGAGGCCAAAUUCCCUGCCAUGGCAGUUAUCCUGCAUGUUCUCGACAUCGUCGUGACGCUACGCAUUUACGUGCCGAAGAAAUCGCUGCAAAGCCUCUUCCUGCAAGCGCAUCAAAUGGUGGUGGUCGUGGUGGAGCAGAAGGAUGACUUGAUUGAUCCAGCGACCGGAAAGCACGUGCGGCCCAUCACGAUGGAGCAAGGACGACAGCUACACGCGUUGCUGCUGCACUACGGCUCCGAUUUGUGCCCUGAGUUGCAGGCGCUGUUGAAGGAGUGCUUCAAGGACGGUCUUCUGCCUGAUGAGGCGUCCCUGUAA
This is a messenger RNA of Leptomonas pyrrhocoris, 1796 nucleotides long. Its product is annotated as putative mitochondrial mitochondrial RNA binding complex 1 subunit. The coding region runs from base 102 to 1796 and encodes 564 amino acids. The transcript has a single exon. The record is from RefSeq and is a predicted model, not a curated record. NCBI's taxonomy places the organism in Eukaryota, Euglenozoa, Kinetoplastea, Trypanosomatida, Trypanosomatidae.